AUGUCAAAUUUAUUAUAUCAUCCUACGCCACCACCAUUAUUAGUUAAUCCGUCAUCAUACAAUCAAAAUUAUAAUUCAAAUUCGAAUUUGAAAAAUCCUAUUUCAAUCAGAUCUUAUUCAUCAUAUUUACCAUCUCCUCCUUUACCACCUCCACCACCACCAGCUCCAAUUCCUUCAAUAAUGUCACAACCUCAAAUCCCAAAAUUAUCUACAUUUACAUUAAAAAGAUCAAAUUCAACACCUUCUGCAACAACAAUUCCAAAAGAAAGAGAAAAACCAACUCAAGUUGUUUUCAUUUAUAAACUUUAUCAAAUGCUUGAAGAUUUAUCAAUUUCACAUUUAAUUAAAUGGGCUCCUUCAAAUGAUUCAUUUUAUAUUUAUCCAAAUGAAGAUUUCGCUAAUUUGUUAUCACAAUUUUUUAAACAUACAAACAUUGCUAGCUUCAUUAGACAAUUAAACAUGUAUGGAUUUCAUAAAGUUAAUGAGACUUUUCAAGGUAAAAGUGGUGGUAGUCAAUGGGAAUUUAGACAUUCAAAUAAUCAAUUUAAAAAAGGUGAAUAUGAUAAAUUACAAUAUAUCAAAAGGAGAAGUUCAAAGACAUUGAAUAUGCAAAAAGAAGUAGUGGAUCUUAAACCAAUGAGUGAAAAAAUUAGAGAAGGUGAUGAAGAAGUUAAAUCACCUUUAAGUGUUACUCCACCACCUCCAAUUUGUAAAAGAGUGAGAAGACAUAGAAGUCAAAGUCAAAUUCUUUCUCAGCCACAAACUCAGCCACAAACUCAACCACAAACUCAACCACAACCUCAAAUUCAAGUCAUUCAACCUGCUCUACAAAUUCCACAACAACAAGAAAGUCAAGAACGUUUACUACUGCCUCAUCAAAUACAACAAAUGUCACAACCACAAUUUAUUCAUCAUCAACCAAUUCCACAAGCUCCUCAAUUUUCACAUUUUUCAUUUGCACCUCAACAACAAUCCAAUGAUGAUUUAGUUAAUCAAAUGAAUGUACUCAAUUCAAAGCUUAAUAAUUUAAGUAAUGAAUAUCAAAAUCAAAGAAAUGAUUUACUUUCACUUAUAAAAAUUAUUGAUUCGUAUAAUUUACAAAACUACCCUAGUUUAAUUAGUAUGAAGAAUAGAAUUAAACAGAAAAUGGAUUUAAACCAUCCAAGAACAAUGUCACUUCCUAAUCCGGUUGAAAAGGAAUGUUAUUUUACACACAAAACUAAAUUGCCACUGGUAUCUGACUUAAUUAGCUUACCACCAUUGAACAAUGAUGUUAAUUUGAAAAAGAGAAAAUUGGAAUAA
This is a messenger RNA of Insectozyma verbasci, 1302 nucleotides long. NCBI's taxonomy places the organism in Eukaryota, Fungi, Ascomycota, Pichiomycetes, Serinales, Debaryomycetaceae. The record is from the annotation of a GenBank genome assembly.